Messenger RNA from Didymella exigua CBS 183.55, 811 nucleotides. Its product is annotated as zinc finger-containing protein. Lineage: Eukaryota; Fungi; Ascomycota; Dothideomycetes; Pleosporales; Didymellaceae. Gene Ontology annotation, molecular function: zinc ion binding; nucleic acid binding. The record is from RefSeq and is a predicted model, not a curated record. The transcript is spliced from 2 exons. The coding region runs from base 97 to 456 and encodes 119 amino acids.
GCCAGCGGCCCAUAGCCGAAUCCUCCAGCCAGCACGACAACAGCCGACGGCCGCGGAUCCAGCCCGACACAUUCACUCGCGCCGAUUCAGCACACCAUGCCUGCCAUACGUGGACAGGACAGCAAGAAGAAGACGCGCAGGCACACGCGCGAUCUUGACCAGGUCCACGCCGACCAGCACGACGAGAAGCACCUCGCCGAGUUCAAGAAUGCAAAGCCCAUAGAAGACCUGCCCGGCCUGGGGCAGAACUACUGCCUCGAGUGCGCAAAGUUCUUCGAAAGUGAGGCCAACAUGCUGGCGCACAAGAAGGGCAAGGUGCACAAGCGCAGAGUCAAGGCACUGAAGGAAGAACCUUACUCCAUCAAGGAAGCAGAGGCAGGCAUGGGCUUCACGACAGAUAACGGCAAGCGCACGACCACUGCGCCUGCGAGCAUGGAGGUCGACAACGCGGCUUGAGUAUGAACUUGGAUGAGAACGCGGCAGAGACAUUCAGUCUGCGCAUAUCGCUCAGCAUACCGACGGCCUCGCUACGACCAAGGCAGACCAGCAAGCGACUCCCUCUUGAGGAUUUAUUGGACAUGGGACAUCCGCAGCGGAGCGCUGGGGCACGCUUUGAGAUACGUGUAGAUGUCAAAGGCUUCACGCACGGGCAGAGGGCCUGCUGUCUGUAAUUUGGGAAGCUGCACAUGCAUUGCACGGCGUUCAAAAUGGGAAAAGAUGCAUCAUAGAGGACAAUAGUCAAACGAUACCCAGCUAUAUUAAAGUGCUUACAAACGUACAAUUGAAGUUUUGUACAGAUUCAAAUCAUUAG